GCAGUAAUAACAGUCGGUCAGUAGAUUACAGCAGUUCUUUUCUAGAUUGCUUUUCAAUGCACAGCUGUCUUCGGGAAAAAUUAAUUUAUCCUGUCUACAAUCAUGGGGAGGUUAUAAUUUCAUUUCACAAGGAAAACUGUCACUGGCAUCUGACUGAAAAUGGUUCUUUUCUUGCAUGAGAAAUGAAGAUGUCUUAGAUGUAAGGUGCAGGGUCCAUGGUGUCAGGUUGAAAUUUGGUAUACAAUGUCACACUAUGAGUCUCCUCUGUAGCGGUGGAGACAAUAACAGCAGUUGAUAUUGUAUGUGCAGGAGGCUUUGCACGGGCUUAAUUCCCACAACCAUAGUAUGAACCAGCGUCGCCAUCGUUUGCAUUAUUUACAAGGAUUGUACAUGGCACAGCCAAGAGUCAAAGGCAGGCAGGUUUCUCACCACAGUGCUAAGACGUCAACACUGCGGACCCUCCAGGUACUUUCUAACCACCAGUCUGCUGUUUUCUAGGGGAGCAAUUAACUUCCUGGAGUUAUGGGAAAGCUGGAAAGAAGGAGCAAGUGAGCAUCUGCAAGAGAAACAGAUUCUCCUGUGAAGCACAGCCUGGUAGAGCAUUCUUGGCUGGCUUGUUCUUUCCUCUCAGCAGGCUCCGGCUAUGGACAUGUGUCUGAGCUCCGUGCAGCAGCCUGGGCGCCAGGGGGAAGAACCGAGCUCGCCGGGUGGCUGGUUAGAGGCCGAGAAGAAGGGGGUUCUGCAGAAAGACAGCACCGGGGGACCCCUAGAAGAUUCCAGCAAGAUAGAACAAUCUCUUCAUAGCCUCCAGAAAUUUGUUCCUACAGAUUACGCCAGCUACACGCAGGAGCAUUAUCGGUUUGCAGGAAAGGAGAUUGUCAUCCAGGAAUCCAUAGAGAGUUACGGAGCGGUGGUGUGGCCAGGGGCUACAGCUUUGUGUCAAUAUUUGGAGGAACAUGCUGAGGAACUGAAUUUCCAAGACGCAAAAAUACUUGAAAUUGGUGCUGGACCAGGCCUUGUUUCCACUGUGGCCAGUAUUUUAGGAGCUCAAGUCACAGCAACGGAUUUGCCUGAUGUCCUGGGAAACCUUCAAUACAAUCUUCUAAAAAACACCCUACAAUGUACAGCACAUCUGCCUGAAGUGAAAGAACUGGUAUGGGGUGAAGACCUAGAAAAAAACUUUCCCAAGUCAGCUUUUUACUAUGAUUACAUCCUAGCCUCGGAUGUGGUCUACCAUCACUACUUCCUGGACAAGCUGCUCACCACCAUGGUGUACCUUUCCCAGCCAGGGACGGUGCUGCUUUGGGCAAACAAGUUCAGAUUCAGCACCGACUAUGAAUUUUUAGAUAAAUUCAAGCAAGUUUUUGACACAACACUGUUGGCUGAAUAUCCAGAGUCAUCAGUCAAACUUUUUAAGGGGAUACUAAAAUGGGACUAAAUCCAAUCUUUUGAGUAAUGUGGCAGAUACUGCUUUGGGAAUAAAGACUUCUUUUAUAGGAUUGAGAAGGUAAUACAGAGAAACAACUUGUAUACUUAGAACAAAUGUAACAGUACUGCAGAAACUUUCUCAAGUAACUUAUUUAAUAGGAUCUGGUUAAUCUAAAUAUCUAGAAAGAAUACCAUAAAAAUAUGAAAGCAGCUUUGUUGGUUCCAAAGUCUUGGUUACAUCUUUAAUAAAUCUUACAUGGAUAAA
Molecule: messenger RNA, 1693 nt
Organism: Callithrix jacchus (white-tufted-ear marmoset)
Lineage: Eukaryota; Metazoa; Chordata; Mammalia; Primates; Cebidae
Source: RefSeq, a predicted model, not a curated record